Molecule: messenger RNA, 708 nt
Organism: Talaromyces rugulosus
Lineage: Eukaryota; Fungi; Ascomycota; Eurotiomycetes; Eurotiales; Trichocomaceae
Exons: 4
Coding region: 1-708 (235 amino acids)
Biological process (GO): macroautophagy; protein modification by small protein conjugation; protein lipidation
Cellular component (GO): intracellular anatomical structure
Molecular function (GO): Atg12 transferase activity
Source: RefSeq, a predicted model, not a curated record
AUGGCAUCUACAACACUGUCUGAAUUUCCAUUCUUGACGGCCGCCGAGUUUGAUCAUGCUUGUAGAGCGUUUCUUACGCGACUCCAUGCCUUUGGAGGCCCCGAGGCCCUGGGGUGGUCAUCGGCCAGGCAUAUCCACCCAGCCGAGGUUUCUAUACAGCCGAGUCCAGGAAUCCUGAGGAUAUCAAAAACAGUAACACCCGGACCGAACCAACAUAACACAAUAGGGCACACCUUGGUGGAUGAAGAUACAGAGUCAUUAGACGACACAAUUCAGGAUGAAGAUCAUGAAACUCUUAUUCGCGACGCAUCUCAUGACAAAAAGGCCCAACUGGUCAUUGACUACGACAUUGCUUUUUCAGAAACAUAUCAGGUUCCUGUCAUGUAUUUUGUUGUGCCAGGCAUUCAUCAAACAAGUCUCGCUGCAAUAGAUGCUGUAUAUCAGCUCCUCGUCCCAGACCGACACAGGCAGCCACUGAAAUCGAGCGGCGUCAUGGGUGGCAUCAGCUUCGGGUAUCAUCCCCAGUCUGGUAUCCCAGCUUACUUUAUCCACCCUUGCAACACCGCCACCGCCAUGAGAGAUAUCGCUGGUGAUAGAGGUGUCGAGCCUGAAACUUAUUUGCUUAUCUGGCUUGGCUUGGUGGGCAAUUGUAUCGGUCUCAACCUCCCGAGCCACAUGUUCAUGCAAAACUCGGCCCACAAGACUUGA